Molecule: messenger RNA, 2128 nt
Organism: Procambarus clarkii (red swamp crayfish)
Lineage: Eukaryota; Metazoa; Arthropoda; Malacostraca; Decapoda; Cambaridae
Product: SCO-spondin
Molecular function (GO): protein binding
Source: RefSeq, a predicted model, not a curated record
UACACAUCUUCGCCAGCCGCGGUGAGGCAGCUAUACCUCGCUUGCCCGACGCCUCACAUUACUUAGUGCGGAUUAUCUAAAGACCUGAAUUGAUUUCAGUUUAAUAUUCCAUUGGAAGUUAAUUGGAGACGUCACCCGUGCUGGAUCAGAUCAUUGCAUCACGUAAAUACAUUGCAAGAGUGCAAGAGUCAUGUUGCGAGAGACAACCAUGAGGCUGUGGGUCGUCCUGCUGGUCCCUGCUGCCGCCGCCCUGGUCGGCAUAUCAGCAGAGAGGGUGGCAAGGACACAGGAGACAGAGGGCGCCUGGAACCACAUCUGGGAGAAGGCGCCACUGGGAGCGGGAGGCUCGCUGCUGGGGGAGCCGUGUGUCGUCAACAAGAACUGCGCUGUUACCAACGGCCAGUGUGAGAAGGGCCGCUGCCUGUGUGUGCCUCACUACCUCGCCCUCAACGCCUCACUCUGCCUCCCAGGAGCGCUGGUGGGGUUCCCGUGUGUGGUGGACGCCCAGUGUAGCAUGAGAGUGGCCAACACCGCCUGCAUCCAGGGCUACUGCCGCUGUGGCGCCUCCUACGUCCCCUACCGCAGGAACAACUGUCUUAAAGGGGCGAGGGUAGGCGACAUGUGCAGAAGCCAUCAGCAGUGCCAGGAAGGCAACCGUGACAGCUUUUGUAACUUCACAGUGCCACGGGUAUACGGUCGAUGCCAGUGCUCGAGCGACGCUCCCACACACGGGAAGACCUGUGGCCACCUGCGGUAUUCUCUGGGUUCGCCGUGCGGUACGACUGCCCAGUGCAGCUCCCAGGUUCUGGGGUCCGUCUGUGUCAUCCAGAACUCCGCUCAGCUGCAAGCACUCACAGACAUUAGCGCCAACAGCAUCACUGCCAUUCCUGGGAUACCACCAACGCCUCUAGGAGUGCCUCUGGCUGUCUGCGCGUGUCCCCCCGGCCAUCUAGUGGCAGAAAACGGAACGCGGUGUAUUCCUGUUCUUAAAGACGCCGGAGUGAUACCUGUCUCGCUGGGUGAAAGGUGCGAAAGUUCUAACCAAUGUCGAGCCUCUGAUCCGUUCACCUUCUGUCGCGCCGGCGUCUGCCACUGUCUCUACGACACCUCGGAAUGCUCCGCCAAGAACAGAGGAUGCCACAAGGAAACAUUCCAGUGCGCGUCAUCUGGUCGGUGCAUCAGCUGGUACUUCGUGUGUAACGGAGAGAGGGAUUGUGAGGAUGGGUCGGACGAGGCGUCGUGCCUCCCACACAGGUGUCCCGAGCUAGCCCACACCUGCGCGGACGGCACCUGCAUCUCCCGCGCACAUCUGUGUGAUGGCAAGCCCCACUGUCCUGAUGGCUCCGACGAAGCUUCAUGUAAUGAAACGUGUCCGGCCACGACUUUCCGGUGUGGCGACGGGCGAUGUCUGCCAGGCUUCGUCUUCUGCAAUGCCAAACCAACUUGCAGCGACGGCAGUGACGAGGAUGAGGCCGCCUGCAUCCAGGGAUCCAUUACCGCUUCUUACUGCCCUUUCCGGUGUGGCAACGGACGGUGUCGGUCGACGGCGGUCCUGUGCUCCGGUACUGACGGCUGCGGCGACAACACCGACGAAGCCAAAUGCUCCGUCUGCAGUUGUCGUCGACCCAGUUAACAGAACACAUGGAUUUUCAGACAUGAAAAUGCAACUGUGCAAGUUUGGUGUGGUGUUGGGCUGUUGCCCAACAGCCCAACAUCCUCAGGCAGGUAACUGAGGCCACCACAUAUUGCUUGGCCAAUCAGUAAGGAAUCCAAGGAAACUAGACUGCACACCCACUUGUAAAUAUUUUGAGUGCGAAAAUCCUCUCUCUUACAAAGUACUUGUGUGGCAUUCUGUUUUACUUUUAAAUGAACAAAUGUAAUGAAAACACCUGUAAUUCAAUGACUUAAUGAGCGGUGUGAGAGGAGCCUUACCAAGUGGCCUUGAGAAUACCUGGUUCACUUGUUCUGAUCACACACACAGUCAAGAAUUUUAGGCUUGCAUGAUGUUGCAUCUUGCUAUUUUUUCUGGUUUAGUUAUCUCGUAUUUUUCGUUCACUUCAGUGUCAUAUUCAUGGCAUUGCGAAUUUCUAUUUUCAUAAUAUAUAUAUAUAUAUAUAUAUAUAUAUAU